This is a messenger RNA of Xyrauchen texanus (razorback sucker), 4295 nucleotides long. RefSeq lists its product as uncharacterized. Lineage: Eukaryota; Metazoa; Chordata; Actinopteri; Cypriniformes; Catostomidae. The transcript has 44 exons. Gene Ontology annotation, biological process: cell-matrix adhesion. Bases 103 to 3606 code for a protein of 1167 amino acids. The record is from RefSeq and is a predicted model, not a curated record.
GAACAGGUUGAAGAGUGUGCUGGGUGAACCUGUCUGAGGAAAAAAAAUAAAAAAUUCUAGAAAGAACUCUAGAAGUCUCUGGCUUCAUCUACUUUUGCAAUCAUGAGAAAACCUUCAGUUUCUAAACGUCUGCUGGUGUUCACAAUCAUUUCAGCCAUGUCACUGGCCAGUUCACAAUCAACAACGACAGUCAUUCCACAAACAACUUCAGCAACAACAACUGCACAUCCAACAACAGCAAGCAUUCCACAAUCAACAACAACAACAACAACAGCACAUCCAACAACAGCAAGCAUUCCAGAAACAACUACAACAACAACAACAACAGGCAUUCCACAAAUAACUACAGCAACAGUCAUUCCACAAACAACUACAACAACAACUUCAGCAACAACAACAGGCAUUCCACAAUCAACAACAACAACAACAACAACUGCACAUCCAACAACAGUCAUUCCACAAACAACUACAACAACAACUGCACAUCCAACAACAGUCAUUCCACAAUCAACAACAACAACAACAACAGCACAUCCAACAACAGUCAUUCCACAAACAACUACAACAACAACAACUGCACAUCCAACAACAGUCAUUCCACAAACAACAACAACUGCACAUCCAACAACAGGCAUUCCACAAUCAACAACAACAACAACAACAACUGCACAUCCAACAACAGCAAGCAUUCCACAAUCAACAACAACAACAACAACAGCACAUCCAACAACAGUCAUUCCACAAACAACUACAACAACAACAACAGCACAUCCAACAACAGUCAUUCCACAAUCAACAACAACAACAACAACUGCACAUCCAACAACAGUCAUUCCACAAACAACUACAACAACAACAACUGCACAUCCAACAACAGUCAUUCCACAAUCAACAACAACAACAACAACUGCACAUCCAACAACAGUCAUUCCACAAACAACAACAACAACUGCACAUCCAACAACAGCAAGCAUUCCACAAUCAACAACAACAACAACAACAGCACAUCCAACAACAGUCAUUCCACUAACAACUUCAGCAACAACAACAACUGCACAUCCAACAACAGUCAUUCCACAAUCAACAACAACAACAACAACUGCACAUCCAACAACAGUCAUUCCACAAACAACUACAACAACAACAACUGCACAUCCAACAACAGUCAUUCCACAAACAACAACAACAACUGCACAUCCAACAACAGCAAGCAUUCCACAAUCAACAACAACAACAACAACAGCACAUCCAACAACAGUCAUUCCACAAACAACUACAACAACAACUGCACAUCCAACAACAGUCAUUCCACAAACAACUACAACAACAACUGCACAUCCAACAACAGGCAUUCCACAAACAAAUACAACUACAACAACAGGCAUUCCACAAUCAACUUCAACUGUACAGCCAUGGGCAGCAUCAGAGAUUUUCUAUCCAUUUGGCUCAACGGCAGGAGAUACACAAAUAUUUGUCAAUGGUGAUGAUUCCUUCUCUAAUGUUGCCCUAUCCAGUCCAUUUCUGUUCUUUGGGCGCACAUACAACCAGAUAUAUGUUAAUAAUAAUGGACUCCUUACAUUCAACCAAGAAUUACCAGAAGCUAACCCUUACCCCUUCCCCACCCGUGGAAAUGGAGAUUUAAUUGCUCCUCUAUGGACUGAACUUGAUGACUAUGGGCUAGGGGUUUUCUCAUAUAAUCAGUACACAAAUGGAAGUGUACUCAUUCAGGCCACUCAGGAUAUAAACCAGUAUUUCCCCGAUCUGAGCUUCAAUGCUACUUGGGUCUUUGUUGCAACUUGGGACUUUGUUCAAACUUGGGACAUAAAUACCUUUAAUGCUCACUCAGGCCCGGCAAUCACUGUUCAAGCAGUUUUAAUUUCAGACGGUGAAUUUUCCUUUAUUCUGCUGAAUUAUGGUGACUGUGGAGUGACACAUUUUCAAGUGGAGGCUGGCUAUUGCACAAUAAACUCCACAGACUACUUUGUAAUUCCUGGGUCAACCAAUGGCAACACCAUCCCAAAUCUCAAGGACUCCACCAAUGUAAAUGUUACAGGCCGUUGGGCCUUCAGGGUGGACAGUACAAAAGGAAGGCUUUGGACAGCUCCAGAGAUAUUCUAUCCAUUUGGCUCAAUGGCAGGAGAUUUAGAAUAUUUUGUUGUUGGUGAUGAAAGCUACUACCUUGUUGGCCUAUCCAGUCCAUUUAAGUUUUUUGGGCAAACAUACUACCAGCUAUAUGUUAAUAAUAAUGGACUCCUCACAUUCAGCCAAGCUAUUCCAGAAGCUAAUCCUUUCCGCAUCCCGGCCAAUAGCGGUCAAGAUUUCAUUGCUCCUCUUUGGACUGAACUUGAUGACUAUGGGAUUGGUUUGUUAUCAUAUCAACAACACACAAGUGGAAGUGUACUCACUCGCGCCACUCAGGACAUAAACCAGUAUUUCCCUGAUCUGGCUUUUAAUGCUACUUGGGUCUUUGUUGCAACUUGGGACUUUGUUCAAACUUCGGAUGUGAAUACUUUUCGUGAUCACUCAGUCCAAGCAAUCACGGUUCAAGGGGUUUUAAUUUCCGAUGGUGAAUUUUCCUUUAUUCUGAUGAAUUAUGGUGACUGUAGUACAAUAGGUUUUCAAGUGGAGGCUGGCUAUGACACAGCAAGCUCCACAGACUACUAUGUAAUUCCUGGGUCAACCGAUACCAACUACCUCCCAAAUCUCAAGAACUCCACUAAUAUAAAUGUUCCAGGCCGCUGGGCCUUCAAAGUGGACAGUAAAAUACCACGGUCAUGGACAGCACCAGAGAUUUUCUAUCCAUUUGGCUCAACGGCAGGAGAUACAACAUAUGUUAUUGCUGGUGAUGAAAGCUACUACUAUGUUGGUCUCUCCAGUCCAUUUCUGUUCUUUGGGAGCUCAUACAACCAGCUAUAUGUUAAUAAUAAUGGACUGCUCACGUUCAGCCAAGCUAUUCCAGACGCUGACCCUUUCCCCUUCCCUGCCAAUAGUGGUCAAGAUUUAAUUGCUCCUCUCUGGACGGAACUUGAUGACUACGGGAUUGGUAUGAUCUCUUAUCAGCAAUACACGACUGGAAGUGUGCUCACUCGCGCCUCUCAGGAAAUAAACCAGUAUUUCCAUGGCCUGAGUUUCACUGCUACUUGGGUCUUUGUUGCAACUUGGGAUUUUGUUGCAACUUGGGAUGUGAAUACUUUUCGUGAUCACUCAGUCGAAGCAAUCACUGUUCAAGCUGUCUUAAUUUCAAAUGGUGAAUUUUCCUUUAUUCUUAUGAAUUAUGGUGACUGUGGUGUGAUCUAUCGUCCAGUGGAGGCUGGCUAUGACACAGCAAACUCCACAAACUACUUUGUAAUUCCUGGGUCAACCGAUAACAACUUCCUCCCAAACCUCAAGAACUCCACUAAUAUAAAUGUUCCAGGUCGUUGGGCCUUUUGUGUCUCAAAAGAUUAUGUCAUUGGAGUUCAAAUGAGACUUAAGUCAUUUUCAGACCUAACGGAAUAUGAAAACGUUCUGAUUUUUUUGGAGAACCUAAAACAAGAGCUGAGAAAUCAUGGAGUGUCAGGCAACAUAAAGCUGACCACCAGAAAAGUACAAAAGACAAAGCCGUAAUGCCAGUUUUACACAGAGGGAAGAAAACAUUGAAUCGGAGAUUGGUUCAUGAAGCCUCUAAUACCAAAAUGUCUCACAAAUGAAGAUGAAAAAUCAGAUAAGAGGCAGGAAUGUUGUUCUUCAGGAAGAGGAACUUGCAUAUGUGUUCACAUUACACUCAAUACAUAUUAAUUACAUUAUUCCAUUUGCAUUUCGAUCAGUUUGUCACUAAAUGCAAAAUGUAAGCUCGAAAAUGUUUCAUGAAAAGAAAAGCACUCUUAACUUGGUUCUGAUUUGGUCCUUUAUCUUUUUAUCUUCAACAUAUAUCUUGAUUUAGCUGAAAUAAUCACAUAUAAUCAUUGUUUUUUCAUUGCCACUUCCUGCUUUUAACUGCAGGGAUUUAACCUAAUUAAACAGAUCUGUAUAAUGUGAAAUUGUUAUUGUCUGUUCUUCUAAUUAAAGCCAAUAUCAUGUCCAUGUUAAAACAAUAUAUUGCAAGUUCACUCAACUGUAAAUGACUCAUUGCUUUUACCUUCCUUGAACAGUUUUAACAGUGAGAAUUAUUGAUUGCAAUAAGACAUUUCUAGAGCAACAGAAUAACUUGUAUCGAAUAUUCCUUUCUGUUAUGCUUAUGUAAUGUGAUUAACCUUCCAGUCACUUUGUGUUUUAACCUAAUUAAAGAGAAUUAUUCUACCACUUUUCCAUGUCAA